Molecule: messenger RNA, 1455 nt
Organism: Wallemia ichthyophaga EXF-994
Lineage: Eukaryota; Fungi; Basidiomycota; Wallemiomycetes; Wallemiales; Wallemiaceae
Exons: 3
Coding region: 1-1455 (484 amino acids)
Biological process (GO): transmembrane transport
Cellular component (GO): membrane
Molecular function (GO): transmembrane transporter activity
Source: RefSeq, a predicted model, not a curated record
AUGUCAUCCGAAUCGGUGCCGCUGUUGUCUAAAAACGAAAAUCCCUCAAUUUCAUUUAAAAGGCUAUUGCCGCUGAUUUUUGCAUUUUCUUUCUCGCAGCAGGAGAUUCUGCCGUCAACGAUAGACAGCAUAAAGCGUAUAACGUGUAGCGUGAAGGGUGCUGACGAUUGUGGCGCGGAGGAUGUACAGAAAUUAUCCGCGUCUAUCGUUGCCGCGUAUGGAUCCAUAAAUAGUAUCAUGGUCGUGCUCUCGAUAAUUGUCACUACGUCGAUGCUCGACAAGAUUGGCGUGAAGAAGGUCCUCUAUACCAUCAUAGCACAGGCCUUAGUGGCAUCCAUCACUCUCCCGUUGGCCAUACACGCCACUCCAACUAUCAGCAUUCUUUUGAUGAUUUCUUUCGCAAUUUCUUCUGCAUUCGGCGGUCAAGCUGCCUUUGGAUUUGCAAUGGCCACCCUCGUUAGCAACAUCACUAGCGUUUGCGAUCGUACCACGAAACUGUCUUAUCUCGAAGGUACAGCUUUCUUAGGUUUGACUAUUGCUUCUGCUUUCGGAGGAUACUUGCCAGCUGUGACUGGUAAUUUCUUAUCGCCGUACUACUUUUCUUUCGUCAUCUAUGUACUGUGCGCGUUAUACCUGCGUUUCUACAUCAAAGACACCCCUCACAACGGACAUUUGGAGCUGCAGGAUGUCGAGCAAGUUACAAAGACUUUCAAGAUGGCUCUUGAAGACUUUUUCAGACCACUGUCUAUUAUAUUCGGAAGGAGCAGAGGGCAGACGAAUGCUGGUCCACUUUUGCUUUGCCUGAGUGUCUUUAUUCUGCAGUCAGGAUCGGCGUUCACUGAUAAAACUCUGAUUCAAUAUCUCGGAGAGAGAUUCAAGUUUGACACCAGCAGGACAGGGUUUUAUUUAUCCUUGCUUACAGGAUUCAAGGCAAUAUUUUUGCUGAUUGUUUUCCCGCUCGCGCUGCCUUUCCUCAAGAGGAGCUAUGAAGAGUGGUCGGUACAUCGUCAGCAUGUCGAAAAUGGCACAGAAGACCGUGUUCAAGAACAAGAAGUGAUUGACCAUGUCAAGGAACCGGCUAGCUAUUUUGAAGUGCUGGUGGUGAAAAUAUCGUUUGCACUCGAUGCCAUACUCACCUUUGGAAUUGGCUUGGCUAGCAAUGCGUCAGUUGUGGCAGUUAUGAUAUGCUGUCUGUCAGUAGGAAGUGGUGCGUUGCCUGCUCUGAAAGCACUGAUGAUUGCAUUCGCACCUCACAAGCGCGAUAGAGCUGCUACGUUGGGUGCACUGUAUGUCAUUGACGCGCUCGGACAGGUACUCUCACCUAUCGCGCUAGGUGGCAUAUUUGCAGCUAGCGUGUCCAAACAUCCUGGAUUGGUAUUUGGUGUUUCCGGUGCACUCAUUACCUUAUCCGUUGUGCCAACAUUCUUCUUAAAGGAGAAGCAUUUACAUCGGUGA